AUAUUCCAUUGGAAAACACUGCUGUCACUGACUUGUAAACAACAUGUUUAGGUUACGUUUUACAAAGGAUAUUACUGAAAAAAAUGAAUACAUUUUCAUAUCUUCAACCAAAUUUAAUGACCACCGAACAGUUACGGGAUCAUUUGAAAAUCAGAUUUCCAAAUCAAAAUGUAUCUCUGCUACAACGGGGCGAAUUGUUGAAGUUAUUUUCGAUGUAUGCAGUGCCAAAGGCACGACGAGGCACAUCAAAUGGGGAUAUUGAAAUGAAACCCGUUACCAAUACAAAUGUGGCGAGUCGAAAUGAGUACAAACGACCAAGACAUCAAUUAAUAACACCACCAACAGUGGAAACUGUUACAAAUGCUUGCAAAAAAAUUCGACUAAUCAACAAAAACAUCGAGGGCGUGAGCCCAAAUAAUAAACGACAGUGUAAUCCAUUGCCGAUGGAAAGUGAUCAAAGUCAAACAUACACACCGCCAGAAUCAAAACGAAAGAAAAUAACAUGGCCAUGACUGGAUGAUAUAUUUCAAGCAAAUUAAUUUAAAUAACAUGAGAGUUUAAAAAAGACUAUGAAAAAAGCAGAUUAGUUUUAAAUUGAUUGUUGAUUCAUAUAUGUAGAUGAAUUUUUUUCAUACAAUGAUUUUUAGAUAGGAUAGAUGCGAAAGAUCUCCGCAAGAUCCAGAUCCAAGCGCGCGUACGCUGCCGCAUGAUGCAUACAUAUAUAAUACGCACGCAAAUUCGUUAUUCUUAUUUCCCCUUCUUUGAUUCGCAUGCCAUAGCAUU
Contarinia nasturtii (swede midge) is the source of this 783-nucleotide messenger RNA. RefSeq lists its product as uncharacterized. The transcript is spliced from 3 exons. Bases 84 to 512 code for a protein of 142 amino acids. NCBI's taxonomy places the organism in Eukaryota, Metazoa, Arthropoda, Insecta, Diptera, Cecidomyiidae. The record is from RefSeq and is a predicted model, not a curated record.